This is a messenger RNA of Diaporthe amygdali, 2943 nucleotides long. RefSeq names its product nadph dehydrogenase. The transcript is spliced from 17 exons. NCBI's taxonomy places the organism in Eukaryota, Fungi, Ascomycota, Sordariomycetes, Diaporthales, Diaporthaceae. The record is from RefSeq and is a predicted model, not a curated record. Gene Ontology annotation, molecular function: FMN binding; oxidoreductase activity. The coding region runs from base 1 to 2943 and encodes 980 amino acids.
AUGUCAAGCGCUCGCUCAAGCGCUGGAAGACGUUCAGCCAUGGGGAGCUCAAGCGGAAGCCGGCAGAUGAAGGAUCAUGAAGCAGCACUCGUCAGGGCUGAAAUACAGAAGACCUAUGAUUAUUUCAAGUGUUUCCACAUGGGGCUCGCUGCUCAAUGGUGGAUGCUCCCCCUAGAAGCGCACCAAGAGCGCUACAGCCAAUAUAAUGUUCCCAUGGUAACAACCCCACAAAUCGAGACGCCAUUUCCGACUGACCGGCACCCUUAUCACCUGCUUCCUGGCCGCGACGUGGAUCCUAGCAUCGCUGCCCGGCUGAAUUCGGAGCUCCGUGACGGGAAGCAUGAAUUGGCGACAGCAUUGGUGCCCUUGGGUCUGCGGUUCGUCAAGAUCCUCGGCGCGGGGUCGCAAGGAACAGCGGUUCUAUUUGAGGUUGACGAUAAUGGGACAACGCGGAAGGUUGUCGCGAAAUACAGCAGCGUUGGUCCACAACAGGUGGAUGAUGAUGAUGAUGAUCAAGAUGAUGAUGAUCAUGAUCAUGAUGAUGAUGAUGAUCAUGAUAAUGAUGAUGAUGAUGAUGACAGCAUGGCCAUGGAGAAAGAAUGGAUGAGGCGAUUGGUCGGUGCAAGGCAUAUUAUACAACGGCAUUUCAUCCGCGGCCUCGAUGUUAUCGACGAUGAUCUUGACUACACAAACCCUGAUAAUAUGUAUCUGAUGGAGUUCAUCGAAGAAUUGGUUCCAACGGAGAACAAUGGACGUGUCGAACUUCCCGAUGAUGCUAUUAUCAACAUGGAUAUAAAUUGUGGCAAUAUCAUGAUUGGCGAUUAUGAUGUAGACCCCGGAAUUCAUCCACACGAUCAGGUGCCUGUCUUCAAGAUGGGAGAUCUAGGAAUCGCAUACCAAUUUCCUCCUGGCGAGCAUCACUUUGCCCGUUUGGAACAAUUUACUGAGACGUGGAACGCUUUUACGGACGUAGACACUAUGUUCGCUCAAGAUGACACAGCUGGCAGACCGCCAAUUGGCACCACACAAACAAUCACUGGACUAGAGCAAAACGAUUUCAAUGUCUUCACUUACGGAGGCCAUGUUCUAGACGAUCAGUACAGUCACUAUGACCAGUCGCUACGCAUGACAAUUGCGUGGGUAACGGCGCGUGUCCCUGCCCAACGGCCGUCGAUGUUGCAAUUACAAGAAAUAUUCAUGAGAGCCGUUCUAAGGGACUACGGAGAGGAGGGCAGGACCUCGAUAUCGGACAUCCUCGAAAGUCCACCACCACCGCCAGAUGAUCCCCUGAGCGGCAUUGGCAACACAGCAACAACAGACAACCUUGGCCUGAGAGGUGCGCGAGCCUCUUUUGCGACUGCAGGAAGAGGCCCCAACAGAACGCAGACCCGGAGACAGGGAGGCAGCCGCAUCGCCAGGAGUAACAGACGGCAUCGGCAGACCGGCUUUGUUGGCUUGCCUAGCGAUGUGAUCCUCAUUUUUCUGUUUUGUCGUCUCUAUUCCUCGCCGGCGUCCAAGUGUAAAAUUGCCCCAAUCAUGGCCGACCCGAAAAUUCGUCCCCUGGCGUGGUUCCGCAGAAGUUUCACCAGCAGGGAUGGCUGUGCGACGUGGAACCCCGAUUUCAAAAUACGAUCCUCAGAUUUCUUGAACAAAUUUGAGGCCUUCAGAGUCGGAAGUAGAGAGUUCAGACCGCGAUAUCGGUACACCAUGGACUUGCAGAUCUCCACACCCAUCACCCUGCCCUCGGGUCUCGUCCUGCCCAAUAGGCUCGUAAAGGCAGCCAUGGCAGAGGCAAUGGCUGGCUCCUCUACGGAAUACCUGCCGAGCGAUGCCAUGAAACGCUCCUACAGCGUCUGGGCAGAUGCCGGCUGGGGCAUGAUCCUGACUGGCAACGUACAGGUCGACACGAAGUAUCUUGGCCAACCAGGGGACACGUCCAUCAUCGACAACGAGGUCAAGCAGCUCGAGUCAUGGAAGGCAUGGGCAAAGGCCUGCAAGGGUCCGAAGGGCUCGACUCCGGCGAUCGUGCAGCUCAACCACCCCGGGCGGCAGUCGCCACUGGGGGCCGGGACGAAAGGGCUGUUCGCGAAGAACGUGGCGCCAUCGGCCAUUCCUCUGGUGCUUGGGCCUGGCCUGUUGGGUAAGCUGGCGUCGGCCAUCGUGAUGGGCACGCCGCGCGAGAUGACGGUUGCGGACAUCGAAGAGGUGGUGGCCCAUUUCGCAAGGGCGGCCAAGCUCAGCGCCGAUGCGGGCUUUGACGGCAUCGAGCUCCACGCGGCCCACGGCUACCUACUGGCCCAAUUCUUGAGCCCGAAGUCGAACAAGAGGACGGAUGCGUACGGCGGCAGCCCGGUGAAGGCGGCCAAGAUCGUGGUUGAUAUCAUCCGUGCCGCGCGCGAGGUGACGCCCAAGGGAUUUACCAUUGGAAUCAAGUUUAACAGCGUCGACCACCAGUCUGAGUCGGCUUUGAAGGAUUGCAUCGAGCAAAUUCAGGUGAUUCGGGAGGCUGGGAUCGAUUUCUUGGAGGUCUCAGGUGGUACAUAUGAAGAUCCUGUGAUGAUCGACGGCGGUAAAGCAUUUGCAGAAAAGUCCGACCGGACCAAAGCUCGCGAAGCCUUCUUCCUGGAGUUCGCAAAAGCAAUCCGUCACAAGUUCCUUGACCUCCCACUUAUGGUCACUGGUGGCUUCAGGACAAGACAAGGCAUGGAGGCCGCGGUAGCCGAGGGUGGCUGUGACUUCGUUGGCAUCGGUCGGCCUGCCGUGCUUAACCCAAGCCUACCCAACAACAUCGUGUUCAACAAGGAGGUCAAGGAUGAGGACGCCAGGCUAUAUGUGAAGAAGGUCCAGGUGCCAUGGAUUGCGAAGGUGAUUGGGCCUGGUGUUGGUGCUGGCGCUGAAAGUGCUUGGUAUGGAGCACAAAUACCCAAGAUGGCUCAGCUGUAG